UGACAGAUAAGUGAGAGCCUCUCUCACCACACCCACUGAUAUUGACAGAGACAGGAUAUCUGUUGUACUGUUUAAAGAGUGAGCGGUGCUUCCUCAAGCUUCGGUUUCGUGAAAGUAGACAAAAUAGUGAACAACGACCAGAGGGAAAUAUUCCUUGUAGUUGGCAAAGUUAGAUAGAAUAUCUUCAAGAUGGUUUGUGGGGGAUUUACGUGUUCUAAAAAUGCUCUUUGUUCACUCAACGUGGUGUACAUGUUGGUUGGUCUGCUGCUGAUCGGCGUGGCAGCGUGGGGGAAAGGCUUCGGCAUCGUGUCCAGCAUCCACAUCAUCGGCGGGGUCAUCGCUGUGGGUGUCUUCCUACUGCUUAUCUCCAUCGUGGGUCUCAUUGGAGCCCUCAACCACCACCAAGUCAUGCUCUUCUUUUACAUGGUCAUUCUGUUCCUGGUUUUUCUUUUCCAGUUCGGUGUGUCCUGCUCCUGCCUGGCUAUUAACAAGGGACAGCAGGUGAAGCUGUUGAGUGCUACCUGGGCAUUGAUGAGCAACGACACGCGGCUGGGCGUGGAGAACAAGUUGAACUGCUGUGGGCUGCUGAACAACAACCAGAGCAAGGAGCAGUUCAUCGAGGAUGUGGAACUCUGCAAUGCGCCCUGUAAGCCUACCGGGUUCUGUUUCACCUGCGGCGACUUGAUGCUGCAGCAUGCUGCAGAGGCUCUGAAAAUCCUGGGUGCAGUAGGACUCUUCUUCAGCUUCACAGAGGUCAGGAAACCGCUCCUGACUAUACCUACAAGAGCUGAAAUACACACAUCACAACACUCACCCCUAAAUGCACAAAGGGGGGAAUUCCGACUCGAGUUAAGCACAUGUAAAUGAUCUUGGGUGUGUGGCUGGCUGCACGUUACAGGAACCAGAAGGAUCCAAGAGCCAACCCCAGUGCAUUCCUAUAAGAGCAGAGCGUGAAGAGGCCCACAACUUACGCACCAUGAUAUAGACAUACACCAGGGUACCCAAAAUACAACAUUGGAGAUACACAUACAUACACACAGAUGUGCCAAUAUGAAAAUAAUAACACACACUCGUAGCCUGAUGCCAAUUGACAACCCACUAAGUACCUUCUGGUUCUCACAUGUGCAUACACAUGCACUGGGGAAGAAAAGGCAAUGUUGGUCUAUACAGUGUCUUCUCAUGCAUGAUAGGAUUGUUCAACAGCUUUUUUUUGUAUAACUUCUGUAUGUCAGUGUUUCUCAACCUCUGGUCUGUGGACCUGCACUGCUCUUGGGAUAAUGGGGACCACUCCCUCAGAUGAUAAUACUUAUUUACUCUGUUCUUAAUUAGAAGUUUUAAACAACACAGUUCUCCAGCGGUAUAUCUGGUUCAUGUUCAUUAGGCACCAAACAGAAGAACAUGUACAGAAACAAGGAGGGACCUGCACUUUUCCAAUAAGAAAGAUUUUAUUUUCCGUUCUACGUUUUUCUACGGUGUGCUCUAAUGAAUAUGAGCCUGUGCUCACUAGUUCCUGGGACCAAACCAGUUGAGAACGACCCCAUUCAGAGACACCUAUCCCUGUCUGUCCAUGAUGUGGGUAGACUACACAGAUGCAGCACCCUGUGCAACAACUACCAGCAUAGCACUGUGUGUGAUGGCAUACACAGAAUUGAUCAUUUUUUUAACCAAGAAAAAUCGUUUAUAAUAAGGAUUUUGUCUAUGCCACAAAAUGUUGCAAUUGUGCCGAUUUUAUAUAGUAGACUUCUGUGGAUUUUUAACAAGAUGUCAUUGUGUGCGGUGUGGCCAUCAAUAUUUCUUGACAAAGAAAGCGGUGCCAUAUAGAUCAUGUCAUGUUAGUGCCUCAGGUGGGAAUUAGAUUUUGUGCCAAACUAUUGAUUAAGAGGGGAUACUGAAUUGGAUAGUCUAUAGUGAGAUUUCUCUUCCUUUUGAGCUAAAACAUUAAGCACUUUAAUGGAGUUAAGAAUCAUGAGACAGUUCAGACAAUAGAUAUGUAGGCGUAAUUCAGUUAAACCCCCAUCCAUCCACAUAGCACUUUAUUCAACACUUGCAUUUGCUCCUGUAUAUUACAUUUGUUUUGUUGGGGGUUACUAUGAACACUAGAGGGCUUUGACGCUGAGUAAAAGUUGUCAUUAAACAAUUCAUCUGGACCACCAGGGUGAGUUAAUACUGGAGAUAAUGCCUUUGUGGAAAUGCAACAUGUUUUUCUCCCAUCUCUCCUUGGCCUGUCGUGAUAUGCACCACCCUAACCUCAAUUGUCUCUAGACAUAGAGAUAGGACAUUUUAACAUAUUUAAUGAAUGAACAAAACAUGUUUGCCAGUGUUGAUAGUUGUCACACACUCCUUCAUAAAAUAAGUGCAGCCAGUCUCAAAAGUUGAGACAAAAUGUAGUCUGGAGAAUUAAAAUGAACUUAACGCUUUGAUUAGGAAUAUACAAUGAAGGGAAAAUGUAGAACUACAGCACAAAGCAAUGGGCAGCACAGUUUUUGGAUGAUCUAGCUUAAGUGGUGUUCCACGACCUGCCUUCAUAUGUUGACACUGAUUUCAUUUCAACCAUUGAUCCUUUUCUGUGCAUUCUUUGUUUCCACUUGAUCUAUUUUGUAAUUAACCUGAAAGUGUUUUCCUAGUGGCACUUUGCCUGAUUUUAUUUAUUUGCCUGAUUUUAUUUAUUUGCCUGUCAUUGGAGGAAAUAAUUUGCUAUGGCGUAAUUGAUGCAAUCUUGGAGGAAUUUUAAAACUAGGGAUCUGCCUGUAGCUUUUAACCACAUGCCUAAAUACUUAGCAUAGCAGUGACUGUUCACAACAAUUGUCAAUUUGAAGCAUCUUAAAACUGAGCAAAGAGUUUAGGAAUUAGUUUUAUUAAGUAUUGCCCUUAAUGGUAACCCUGCUAAAAGCCUUUGGUUGCACAGUGCCUCUGCACAGCAAUGGGUUGUCGGAGUUAGUAUGUUAGUCCCCUAGCUGUCACUUAAAUGAGUGAUGUGGCACUUUCAAAGGCUGUGAGACUGCCACUAUACAUCCUGACUCAAGGUUUUAGUUCCCCUAAAGUUUAUCCAUGAUUGACAGAAUGACUCAUGCUCACCCCCAGUGUUGACUUCCUGUUCUAGAUUAUGGCAAUGUCUCAGCUUCCUGUUGCUUUUCACCCAAAUGGCACCCUAUUCCCUAUAUAGUGGACUACUUUCAAGUAGUCCACUCUAUACGGAACAGGAUGCCAUUUGGGACUCAACCCUUCUCUCAAACGUUCCUACUGUGGACUUGAUUGCCUGCUUAACCUUAAGGUUUAUUUUUUGUGCAACAUGUUUUUCCUAUUAAAUGUCAUGAUUCAGGA
This is a messenger RNA of Salmo salar (Atlantic salmon), 3321 nucleotides long. Its product is annotated as tetraspanin-31. The record is from RefSeq and is a predicted model, not a curated record. Lineage: Eukaryota; Metazoa; Chordata; Actinopteri; Salmoniformes; Salmonidae. Gene Ontology annotation, cellular component: membrane.